Messenger RNA from Saccharomyces mikatae IFO 1815, 2349 nucleotides. It is a transcript of the gene AVL9, whose product is annotated as Avl9p. The transcript has a single exon. Lineage: Eukaryota; Fungi; Ascomycota; Saccharomycetes; Saccharomycetales; Saccharomycetaceae. Bases 1 to 2349 code for a protein of 782 amino acids. Gene Ontology annotation, cellular component: cytoplasm. The record is from RefSeq and is a predicted model, not a curated record.
AUGAAUGAAAAAGAGGAAGCAGUCAUCUUUGGUAUCUGUCUGGUAGACUUUCAUCACAAAAGAGGCCCUGAAAUAGAAUAUUGGUAUGGAUUACCCAAGGACACCCGAAGUGCCGAAUUGUGGCCAAAUUUACCAUUUCAGGCACUUCCUGAUGGUUCUCACUCUUUUGAGGAAACAUUCACUUACUUCACACUUUUAUAUGACGAAAGAAGACAAAGGAGCCCACCCAAUGGAGCAGCUGAUCUAAGCGAUGAUAACAUCAAAGAUAACACGACUUUGUUUGCCAUAUCCUGCUCAAGACAGAUCAAGAGCGAUGAAUUGGUCACUAAGGAUAAAGAUGUAACUCGAUCUACCGUGCAAAAGGCAGUCGUAGUCAUCUCUAGAAAACCAAUUUUUGGUCAAAUCAAAGACAAACUGAGUAUUGUUACCAAUGCUUUUUUCUUGCAGCAUGAUUUCGGGGAUAGGAAAAUAAUUCAAUCUUUGUAUGAAAACCUGAAGUCCAUAUAUACGCCUACAUCAUUGGGCAGAAACGCCGAGAACCGUCUUUAUAUUGGGUUAUGUUUGAGAAAGAUUUUGCACGAUUUUAAGAAAAAUGCUUUAGUUUUAUUGAAGGCAAUUAUGCUUGAAAGAAAAAUAAUAGUUUACGGUAACGAUGUGGAAGCUUUGUGUAAUCUACAGUUCGGUUUGAUUAGCUUAAUUCCGGACUUAAUGUCAAAUCUGCAAGAUUCCGGCAGUCCCCAGUUGUUUCAGGAUGUGUCAAAACUAAAUGUGGUAGAUUCGUUCAAAUCAAGCAAUCGAGAAUCAGUGUUGAGAUUUUUAGGUUUUCCCUUGCAGAUUUUUGAAAAAGGUGGGCUAUUCUCACCUUAUACUCCAUUGCAGCAGAUGAAUGACAUAAGAUCAGAACGCACGGUUUUUUUUAUGAUAGGCAGUUCCAACACGUUGCUUGCUGAACAAAAAGAGGAACUUUGUCACAUAUUUGUGAAUACAGACAACUCCACCGUGGAAAUCUUGGAUAAGCCUUUGAAUUCCGUUCUCCAAUUGUCAAAUCAUGAUAAAAAAUGGAUUGAAUCUAUAUCUGAAAUCGUAUCAGAUACGUGGAACGAAAAUGAUGAUGAAACCCCAAAUAAUUCUCAAUUUGAAGGCAGUGAAGAUUUCAUUAGAUGGCAAUUCGAAGACUAUUUGACAGGGUUACUUUCCAGUAUUAAACUAAGCGAUUAUUUGGAUCUACAUAAAGAGAACGAUCAAGCUUUGAAAACUAUACCCGAAGAUAUGUUAAAUUCUAACCCUGUGCAUUUAUUUAAUUUAAACUGGGUUCAAAGAUGGAAAGAGACGCAAAAUUUUCAGGUGUUUAACUUAAGAACAGAUGACAGAUUGUUCGAUCUGUUUCCUCCAAAACAUAUAUAUAAUGGCGCCGACACUUUAUCUUUACUGCAGCAGCGAUUUUUGGCCACAUUUCAUAACUUAAAAAGAAGCGCCAGCAAUUCUUCAAGCAAUAAAAAUGGUCACCAAAGCGAAGAUGAUACUAAAGACCAGGAAAGUAUUAAAUCGAAAAAGUCUAUUUCGCAAGGUCCUUUAAAUCCUGAAAAAACUGCAGAGAAGCCGACGGCUAAUAUAUGGAAUUCAUGGAAGGAAUACUUUAAUAAAUCAAAGAAUACCGCUAAUGAAGAUGUUACCGAAUCCACAGAGGAUCUCAAAAACAGAAGUAAAACAGCAAAUGCUAUACAGAAAGCUAUGAUAGGCUUGGGUUUACAUUAUAGACCUGAUGAGAACUCUGAACAACAACAGGAAGUGACGGAAAAUGGAGAAGAAGAUGAUGAUAACGAUGAUGAUUACGAUGAAGAUGAAGAUGAUGAUGACAGUGAAGAUGAAGAUGAAGAUGAUGAUGACAGUGAAGAUGAAGAUGAAGAUAAAAAUAAAGAUGACGAUGACGAUGAAAAUGACGAUGAAAAUGAAGAUGAAGAUGAAGAUGAAGAUGAAGAUGAAGAUGAAGAUGAAGAUGAAGAUGAAGAUGAAGAGAAAAACAGUAAUGCAGGUGAAAGUGACGGUGAGGGUAGGGCUGAUGAGAACAUUCAAAACUCAAGAAAAGCUAAUAUAUAUGUCACGGAUUUAAACACUAAUGGUGGUGAUAAUAGUGAACAUAGCGCUGAAGAUGAGAAUUCUGCAGAUGAAGGUGGUCAUGAGCACCCUAAAAGCAAUGAAACUCACGCCAACGAAACCAAUAUAUAUAGAAAAAAUAACAAUGUUGGAGAACUCGCUAAGAAGAGUAACAUGAAUAAAAAUACCGAUGGAAAGGUUGAUGUGAAUGGAGCUAUACUAGCAAAUAGUGCACAAGAUGAAGAAAAACUAUGA